AUGCCUCUUGGAUUCGAACGAAUCAACGCAAAAAAAUCACAGCCAAAUGACCGUAUCGUCUUUAUUAAACCCUUGGAAGGUCCCGACAAAGAGAUCGCGCAGCAAUUCUUAGAACGGAUCGCAGCACAAUGUUUACCAAUUAUGAAAGAACAUCAUAUCUCAGUCGUAUCCUUAGAAGAGUACGAACCAAACAGGGAGUUUGUUGGACGUAAUUUCAAUGCAGGAGAAGUUGUACAGCUAGUGUUGAAAUCACUUUCUACCAGACAAUGGCUACCCUUCAACUAUGUCCAGAUGGUGAUGAUGCACGAGCUAGCCCAUUGCAAACAGAUGAAUCACUCCAAAGCAUUUUGGGCUGUCAGAAAUAGCUAUGCAGAUCAAAUGAGAGUCCUAUGGUCGCGCAAAUACACUGGUGAGGGAUUAUGGGGAAAAGGCACGCUACUAGAAACUGGAGAGUUCGAGAAGAAUACAGUAUUGUUAGACAAAGAUCUGCCGGAGCAUCUGUGCGGCGGAACCUAUCGUUCAAGGCGCAGAAAGCGAAAACAAAAGAAGCAAUUAUCUCAUCAAGAACGAAAAGAGCGCCGAAUUUUGAAGAAAUUUGGUGCGAACGGAGUCGCUCUCGGCGAAGAUGAAGCUAUUAAAACCGAACUAGAGAAGGGAAAGAAGACUCAAGGCAAGCCCCGUGUAGCAGGAAGCAAACGCGGUCGGGAACUCAGAGCGGCUGCAGCCCUGGCACGGUUCGACCAGCAGAAGAAGACCGAAGAAACGAACGAUGAACAAGACAGUGAUGUCAAGAAAGAAGAAGGCAGCGAAUCGGAGACGGCUAGCGAUAGCGAGGGCGAAGCUGCCGUGGAUAUCAACGGUCGACAACUUGUUGAUACUAAGGGCCAUAAUUUGAUCAAAGUAUGCGAGGACGAAGACGCUAGAGACGAAGAUGUACAGAACGAACUUAAGGAGCUUUUCCAAUCCACUAUUGAAGUGAAGCCCGAGAAGCUCGAAGUGGUAGCACCGAUAAGAACCAUACCUCAGGCGACGGGAUCAACGAAACGACGUGUUAGCGAGAAGAAGUCGAGUAAGACUAUCAAGAGUUCCCCGUCCGAAGGGGCAAGCAGCGCUACUAUUUCUAUUAUGGUUCAGGAGCUACUAUAUGUGGUAUCUGUUCUCACGUUUUAG
Messenger RNA from Daldinia childiae, 1170 nucleotides. Its product is annotated as DNA-dependent metalloprotease WSS1 like protein. The record is from RefSeq and is a predicted model, not a curated record. NCBI's taxonomy places the organism in Eukaryota, Fungi, Ascomycota, Sordariomycetes, Xylariales, Hypoxylaceae. The transcript is spliced from 4 exons. Bases 1 to 1170 code for a protein of 389 amino acids.